Messenger RNA from Abrus precatorius (Indian licorice), 1821 nucleotides. RefSeq lists its product as uncharacterized. The transcript is spliced from 6 exons. Bases 1 to 1821 code for a protein of 606 amino acids. Gene Ontology annotation, biological process: DNA integration. The record is from RefSeq and is a predicted model, not a curated record. Gene Ontology annotation, molecular function: nucleic acid binding. Lineage: Eukaryota; Viridiplantae; Streptophyta; Magnoliopsida; Fabales; Fabaceae.
AUGCAAGAGCCCACAGUGUCCAAAGAGAAAGAAGACCCAAAAUGUGCUCCAUCUAGAGUUGAUCUAAAUGGAGAGGAAAAGGUUCAAGAACAACCAGAACCUACAUCUGCCCAACCAAAGAUUGAAGAGGCUGAGAAAGAGAUCCUUGAGACCUUCCGAAAGGUAGAGGUGAACAUACCUCUACUAGAUGCAAUCAAGCAAAUACCCAAGUACGCCAAGUUCUUGAAAGACUUAUGCACCCAUAGGAGGCGUCUUAAGAGUAAUGAGAAGGUAAAUAUGGGUAGGAAUGUUUCUACACUCUUUGAAAAACAAAGGUCCACAAUGCCUGAGAAAUGUAAGGACCCAGGAACAUUCACUAUCCCAUGCAUUAUUGGUAAUAAUAUGAUUGAGAAUGCCAUGCUAGAUUUAGGAGCAUCUAUAAAUGUCAUGCCAUUGUCCAUUUUUACUUUACUGUCUCUUGGAGUUUUUCCAACAGAUGCACCAAAAGCCAAAAAGGAUAAGAUAAGGAGUGAUGCCAAACACUAUGUUUGGGAUGACCCUUAUUUAUGGAAAUUCUGCAGUGACCAAGUCAUUAGAAGAUGUGUGCCUGAUGAAGAGGAUUCAUGGCAAGCAUAUUCCACCUGUGAAAGAUGCCAGAGAGCAGGCAGAGUAAUUACCUGGAGACAGGAGAUGCCCCAGCAACCCAUCCUGUACUGUGACAUCUUUGAUGUCUUGGGUAUUGAUUUUAUGGGACCAUUCCCUUCCUCUUUUGGUUUUCUGUAUAUACUUCUUGCUGUUGAUUAUGUCUCAAAAUGGGUGGAAGCUAAAGCCACCAGGACUGAUGAUGCUAAAGUUGUUGCAGAUUUUGUCCGUAGCAACUUGUUUUGUAGGUUUGGAAUCCCUAGAGCCAUCAUUAGUGAUCAAGGAAGUCAUUUCUGCAAUAGGACUAUGGAAGUCUUAUUGAAGAAAUAUGGAGUUGUGCACAAAGUUUCCACUGCCUAUCACCCACAGACAAAUGGGCAGGAUGAGCUCUCCAAUAGGGAAAUCAAGAAAAUACUUGAGAGAGUAGUGCAGCCCCAUAGAAAAGAUUGGAGCCGCAGGCUUGAUGAUGCCUUGUGGGCACAUAGAACAGCUUUUAAGACACCCUUGGGAAUGUCACCAUACAGGGUGGUCUAUGGAAAAGCCUGCCAUCUACCAGUUGAAGUAGAACACAAAGCUUACUGGGCAGUAAAGACUUGCAAUAUCCAUUAUGACUCAGCUGGAGAGCAGAGGAAAUUACAGCUGCAAGAGUUGGAGGAGCUACGUCUGGAGGCCUAUGAGAACUCCAGAAUUUACAAGGAAAAGACCAAACAAUAUCAUGACAAGAAGAUCUCAAGCGAAGAGUUCUACGUUGGUCAAAAGGUUCUUUUGUUUAAUUCUCGUCUUAAACUCAUGCCUGGAAAGCUCAAAUCAAGAUGGCUUGGACCCUUCACUGUUACGAAGGUAUUUUCCCAUGUUACCUUGGAAGAAGUUGAGGAGAUUGAACUGCACUCACCAUGCACUAAUCUCUCCUAUAACCUAUGCAACAUGGCUAAUACACACAGGAAGACCACCCCUAGAGCCAAGAGAGCCAGAGCUGCUGGAGCUUCAUCAUCCAGACCCCCUCCUGCACAUGACCCGAGGUUUCGCUCAUUAGCUCAUGAAGAAUAUUUCAGAACCAACAUCCUGCGAAGGCAGAUAGUGCAAGAUCGUAACUUUGAGAUCCAGGAGGGCACCUAUACUCAAUUUCAGGAGGAAAUUCAGAGGAGGGGCUGGGAUCUGUUUACCUCUUGUGCUGGAAAUGGGUGGAAGGAGAUCACCUAA